AUUUACCUUAAUUAGCUAAAUUUUCAAAUUCUAUCGAGUUUUUCUCGUCUAACGUAUCGUUCAAAUCGUUUUAAAAAAAAUGAACAAUAAUUUAUUAAAACCAUCCGAAAAAUUAACUUGCCAGCCUUCUAUAAUAAUCAAACCGGUGAAAAAAAGAUGGAUAAUUCUAACAAUCUACGUUUAUUACACGUGCUUCAAUUGUUUGCAAUUCAUCGAAUACGCCAGCAUAUCGAAUUUGGUGGUGAAAUAUUACAAAGUUAGCACGAUCGCAGCCGAUUGGACAUCGACGAUUUAUUUGGCCGCUUAUCCAUUGCUCGCCAUACCAGUUUCUUACAUUAUCGAAAAGAAGGGCCUACGAUUGGCGGGGUUGAUAGGAUGUAUAGGAACCUUUAUAGCGACAUUCAUUAAAAUAUUUUCCGUCGGUACUAAUUUAUUUUGGGUACUGAUGCUCGGUCAAACCGUCGCCGCUGUUUCGCAGUUAUUCAUUAUGUGUUUGCCGCCUAAAAUAGCUUCCAUUUGGUUCAAAGAAAACGAGGUAUCGACUGCCUGUUCCUUGGGAGUAUUCGGUUAUGAUAUGGGAUAUCUACUAGCGUAUAUCUUACCCACUUCACUAGUACACGAUUCUGAUAAUUUAAACGAUAUAGGCGAGGGUUUGAAAAUAUUGUGUUGGGUUUUAGCGGCUUUGAUGGCGCCCGUUACAAUUCUAGCGUUAUUAUGCUUUCCGGAUGAACCCAAAUACCCGCCUAAUCAAGCACAGGCCACGCUGAGGCAAAUCAGGCAAUCUCACAAGUUCCAAAAAAUCUCCUAUUUAUCCACGUUGAAAUCGUUGUUGGCAAAUAAGGGCUUCGUUAUCCAUUUGUUGGCUUACAGUAUUAAUUUUUCCAUAGCGAACGUGAUAAUCGUUUUCUGGAGUCAAUUAGUUUUGCAAUAUUUUCCGGGAGCCGAACAAGAUGUGGGCUGGAUGGGAUUCGGGUUCAUCGUUGCUGCCAUGGUAGGAACCAUCAUAUUCGGGUUAAUUUUGGAUAAAACCCGCAAAUACAAACAAUUAAAUUUGUUAAUUAACGUUUGCCAAACGAUUGCUUUUCUACUCGUAAUGUUAUCGUUGAAAUUCGAAUCGAAAAUCGCUGUUUACCUCACCAUCUGUUUGUUCGGCUUCUUCGCCGGUCCUUACGUCUCGGCAGGCUACGAAUUCAACAUAGAACUCACCUAUCCAUUGGACGAAUGCACAUCAAUGAGUAUGGUAAUGGCAUCGGUGCAAACCUGCGGCACCGUACUGAUAGUAUCCUCCGGUUAUUUGAUGCAAGUAAUGGACACGUUCCACUUUCUGGUUGUUUAUUUGGCCUGUUUAGUUGUUGGCACGGUCAUUUUGCUGUACGUGCCCGACGAUUUGCGGAGACAACAGGCCUUCCGGCCCGUUCCACGAACCGAUAUCGACGAUGUCAUUAUGUAAUCGUUUGAACGAAAUUUACGAAACGUACUAACGAACUCUUAGAAGUUUUGUACGUCAAGUAGUUUGGGAAUAAUAAAAGAAAUUCGUUGUUUUUUGAUAAAAUUUUACUAGCGAUAAUUGUGUGCGUUACCUAUAUCUAAAAAACUACGAAAUAUAGAAAUAAAUAUUAUACGAA
Phyllotreta striolata is the source of this 1625-nucleotide messenger RNA. Lineage: Eukaryota; Metazoa; Arthropoda; Insecta; Coleoptera; Chrysomelidae. The record is from the annotation of a GenBank genome assembly.